Molecule: messenger RNA, 911 nt
Organism: Oryzias latipes (Japanese medaka)
Lineage: Eukaryota; Metazoa; Chordata; Actinopteri; Beloniformes; Adrianichthyidae
Gene: mgst3b
Product: microsomal glutathione S-transferase 3b
Cellular component (GO): endoplasmic reticulum; nuclear envelope; membrane
Molecular function (GO): glutathione peroxidase activity; glutathione transferase activity
Source: RefSeq, a predicted model, not a curated record
CGAUUUGGCCUGUUCGCCUGCCGCGUACGUUAGCGCCUUCUUAUCCCUCCCUGUUGCUGGCGCUGAUAAGUAUUUGUGAACUGCAGCAAACCAGAUUCUUCGAGUGCAGUGAUGGCUGUCCUCGCCGCUUUACCAUCUGACUUUGGAUAUGUCAUAUUUACUUACCUGUACAGCUGGAUUAUGAUGGCCUAUUUGGCUGUCAAAGUUGGGGCGGCACGGAAGAAGUACGGCGUUAAGUAUCCCGCGAUGUACAGCGACAAAGACCAAGUUUUUAACUGCAUCCAGAGAGCCCACCAGAACACCUUGGAAGUGUACCCUCAGUGGCUUGUUUUCCAAACGAUCGCUGCACUCGUCUAUCCGUUAACUGCAUCUGUCCUGGGUGCCAUUUGGGUAACCAGCAGGUUUUCCUACGCCUGGGGAUACUACACAGGAGAUCCUGAAAAGAGGAUGAAGGGAGCCUAUGGCUACAUUGGAUAUCUUGGAGUCAUCGUUCUGUCCAUAUACAUCGCCCUGCAGCAGCUGGGAAUUUUGUAGGAUGACCAUCAAUCCACUUUUGUAUCUGGCUCAAACGUUUACCCAGAUUAUGCCUACUAACAUGGAGUUUUCAGUUCCUCAAAUCAAUCUUCAAUAUUUUCAAAGUUAAUAUUUCUGUCUCCUUUUAUAAGAUUGCUUCCAUUAAAUUCUGUUAUCAUAUAUAAUACAAUUUUUCUUAAUGUAUUCUUCAUUUCUGCAUUUGCAGUCAUGACGUGACUUCAAAUACAUUGUCUGUUUAUUCACAUGAAAUUUUGACAAGAUUAGUGGUAGCAAAGUAUAUGAAUCAACUCAUUACUCGUUGAGAAUCUUCCAUUCAAUUCCCCCAUUCCAAGAAUGUUUUCUGUUUACUUUUUUUAAUUAAAGUUUUUUUUAGCCUA